UCGCGUUUCUAUUUUCCAAUCACCCCCACAAAAAUCCGCUAUUUUAUUUAAGCGCCGCGAAAGGUAGCGCAGCACUUCGAGUUUAUUUUUCGCCCGAGAGGAGAGGAGCACCACCCCCGGACAGAGAGGGGGGGAGGGAGAGGGAGCCGGAGCGGGGAGGAAGGAUCCGGAAUCUCGCCGGUGAUGCCGGUAGGGGAGGUGGCGGCGCGGCCAGGAGGGGGAGUGGCUGGGAUGGUGCUGGGCGGCGGCGCGGCCGCGGCGGCGGUGGGAGGGGAUGACGCCGUCGUCAUGCAGCUCGCCGCCGCGGAGGGGGAGGAGACCGUCGUCACCGUCAACUGCCCCGACCAGGCCGGCCUCGGCUGCGACCUCUGCCGCACCAUCCUCGAGUUCGGCCUCCGCAUCACCCGCGGCGAUGUAUCCACUGACGGCCACUGGUGUUUCGUGGUCUUCUGGGUCAUGCCCCGCUCAUCGACCAUCAAAAUCCGGUGGGCGAGCCUCAAGAACCGCCUCAUGUCCAUGUGCCCUUCCUCAUAUUCCAUCCCGUUCUACCCCGACAUCAGCCAGCCAGGCCCCUCCAAGUUCUACCUCCUCAAGCUCUUGUCACCUGACCGCAAAGGGUUGUUACAUGAUGUGACGCAUAUACUAUCGGAGCUGGAGCUUUUAAUCCACAGAGUGAAGGUGUCAACCACGCCUGAUGGAAGAGUUGUGGAUCUCUUCUUUAUCACAGACGGAAUGGAACUGUUGCACACAAAGGAAAGGCAAGACGAGACUUGCUCGACGCUGAUUGCUACCUUGGGUCCUUCCAUAAGCUGUGAGGUUCUAUCCGCAGAAGGGUUCCAGCAAGGGUUCUCUUCUCUUCCACCAAAAAUUGCUGAGGAACUAUUCAGGGUGGAACUAGCUGACAGCGAGAUCUGCUCAAGUUCGCUUAGUGCAGAGUUGAAAAGGGUUCAGACGGCCACAAUUAACUUCGACAAUGCCCUGAGCCCUGCCCACACACUGGUCCAAAUUAUUUGCCCUGAUCAGAAGGGGCUCAGUUAUGACAUCUUGAGAACAAUGAAGGACUGCAACAUUCAGAUAUUUUAUGGGCGAUUCAGAUCAGACAAGAAAGGGUCAGGUAAUAAAGGUUGUCGAGAGGUUGAUCUUUUUGUCAAACAAGUAGAUGGCAAGAAGGUUAUUGAUCCUGAGAAACAGGAGGUUCUGAGGUCACGCCUGAGGUCUGAGAUGCUCCAUCCUCUUAGAGUGAUGAUCGUCAGCCGUGGACCUGACACAGAACUCCUUGUUGCUAACCCCGUUGAGCUAUCCGGGAAGGGACGACCGCGCGUAUUCUAUGAUGCUACUCUUGCUCUGAAAGCACUUGGAAUCUGCAUUUUCUCUGCUGAAAUUGGGAGACAGUCAGCAUCAGAGCGUCAAUGGGAGGUCUACAGAUUCCUCCUGGAUGACAGCAAAGAAUUCCCUCUGGCAAACAGUCCAACUAAUAGGAACCGUGUUGUCGAUAGGGUAAGAAAAACGCUGAUGGGCUGUUACAACUAAGGCUCGGGUUAUGUCUCCAAAGAAUCCAAAGCUUGCAGGCGACUGAUACAGUCAGCUCCAAUGUAUCCCAUAAAUUAUGUACUUGAAAUUAUGCGCACUCCAGAAUCCAGAAUGUAGUGUGCAUUCCAAGUGAUGCAUUCGCUGACCAAAUUGGUAUCUCGAGCUCCAUUGUCACUGCCCACAGUUGACUGCUCUGUCAAGGUAAAUGGUGAUGGGAAUGCCGAAGCUCAUCUAGGCCUCCAGCCCUCCACUAUGUUGUGAAUUUCAGAGCUGGCAGUAUAUUUAUAUUGAAGCAAUGCAAGACUUUUGGCAAGUGAUGUUUGCUGGAGUUGCAUCUUCUGAUCAACAUUGAGCAUAUGGUCGCUGGCAACAAAGAAAGUAGAGAUUGCGCGCCACAAUCUCCCUGCCUCUGUUGUGUUGUGCACAUGCUGAGAAAGAAAGAUAUGAGAAGAUCGGAAAAAGGAGCAUGUUUGGUGGGAGGUGCAAAUCACAGGAGCAAUGAUUGAGCUUUUGUUUGGUUCAGGGGAUUACUGGAUGCUGACACAGAUACAUGCAUGAGCCGGUCUGUUGUAAAUUAUUUUAGUGGAGAUGUUGCUGUCCUCCUGCGUCUGCUUCACCACCUUUGCCUUGUUUUCCUGCCUCCUUCCUGCCUUCCUUGUAUGAUUGCUGCUUGUACUUUCAGAAUAGAAAGAGAGGAGUAAUGUAAAGCCCUGCCUCCUCAUGUAAGCGCAAUUUGUACUUGUUUGUAAGGAUGCAUAUACAUAUAUGAUACAUUGUGCAAAAGUGCAAUUGUUUUUGCAAAGCA
Setaria italica (foxtail millet) is the source of this 2335-nucleotide messenger RNA. RefSeq names its product ACT domain-containing protein ACR9. The record is from RefSeq and is a predicted model, not a curated record. The transcript has 6 exons. Lineage: Eukaryota; Viridiplantae; Streptophyta; Magnoliopsida; Poales; Poaceae. Bases 184 to 1530 code for a protein of 448 amino acids.